CUCUGGAGGCUUAACACACCAAGUCCCAGACUGGUUCCAGUAAUUCAAAGGGUGGCAAUCUUAGUGUAAAGCCAAAGCAAUUAGCUUUCGGUGCAAAGAAGUUGCUUGCCAAUGCAAACAGAAACAAUAACCCAGAUCGGCGCUUGGCUGUAUCAUUGUGAGGGUUGAGGCUGAGACAGACUGAAGAAGAUUAUUGUGUGCUGAGAGGAAACUGGCUCACAUCCAAUGCUUCACUGAAGAAGAGAAGGGAAGAGGAGCAAGUCCUUGGGAUAAAAGAGUCAUCUUUGGAAAAUAAACAGGGAUGUUGUGUAUUCAUCCUAAAAGUGAUACCCAUCUAUGGUCAAAGAAGAGCUGAUUCCAGAGGUUAUUCUGCAGUUGAAGAAUGAAGGCUUCCAUUGCUCUGAUUGUUUCUUUCCUAGCUGCUGCCGCCUCGUCCAAAAGAAUUCUCUUUAAAAAGCAGACGCUGCAAUCUUCAUGCGUCCGAUGCUGUGGUCCUUUGGAGAAGCCGAUGUAUCUGUAUGGGCUGUCAUCUAGCCAAAGGGUGGUAAGUGACCAUCCCACCUACGCCAUUCCUGAGAUCAAGCCAAAGAUAGACAUGACUAUACUAAAAGGCUCCAAAGGAGAGAAGGGGGAGAGAGGAAUGCCAGGAAAAACAGGGAAAACAGGACCCAAUGGUUCCAUUGGUAUCACUGGCAUCAAGGGAGACAAAGGACAAGCAAGCAUUCCGGGGCAUAACUGCAAACAACAUUAUGCAGCAUUCUCGGUUGGCCGCAGGAAGGGCAUCCAGAGCAACGAGCUCCAACCUCAGCUGAUUUUUGACACUGAGUUUGUCAACCUUUACCACCAUUUCGACAUGUUCACUGGCAGGUUCUACUGCUACGUCCAGGGGGUUUACUUCUUUAACCUCAACGUACACACCUGGAACUUUAAGGAAACGUACCUCCACCUCAUGCGCAAUGACGAGGAGGUGGUGAUCCUAUACGCUCAACCCAGUGACCGCAGCAUCAUGCAGAGUCAGAGCGUCAUGCUGGACCUAAGUGAGAGUGAUGAGGUGUGGGUGCGCCUUUACCAGGAGAACAGGGAAAACGCUGCUUACAGUGGUGCAGGCGAUAUCUACAUCACAUUCAAUGGCUAUUUAAUCAAGGCAGCAGUAGAGUCGGAUUAGAAGGGCCGGCCGGCAGUGCACUGUCCCAUUACUCAAACUAAAUUAUGGUGAAAGUCAUGACAUCGUGAGGACAGGUUCUAUAGAUGAGGCUGUAUUCACUUGAAGAUUAAAGGGCAAUCUAAUUGAGGUGUUUAAGAUGAUUAAAGAAGGUGAUAGGUCGAUAGAGAGAAGCUAAUUCCUUUGGUGGAAGAGCCCAAAACAAAGGGGGUAUUACCUUAACAUUAGGAUUAGGCCAUUCGGGGGGAUGUUAGGAGGCAUUCUUCAUACAGAUGUUAAUGAAAGUUUCACACAUUCCGCCCCGAAAGGCUGUUGAAGCUGGGGAUUUAACUGUCAAUUUAAAAAUGGAUUGAUGCAUUUCUGUUAGGCAAUGGGUAUGGAAGAAUAUCGAACCGAAGUGAGUAGAUGGAGUUCAGGAAUAGAUAAACCAUGAGCGAAUGGAAUGGUGGAACAGGUUCAAGGGGCUGAAUGGCCUACUUUUUUGUUCUGAUGUUCCUUUGUAUUUUUACUUGUAUAUUACUCAUCUCUGAUUAUUAUCCUGUGAAGCACUUUCCUAUUGCAAAUCUGUCGAUCUCAGUCUUGAACUUUUUAACUGACUCCCAGAAUUCACUGGUUUUUGGUGGAAAGGAUUCCGUAUUUUCAUGACCUUUAUCAAUAAAAGUACUUCCUGGGUUGUAAUCCUGAACACCUAAUUCGAAUUUUACCUGGCCAGCAUUUUGAACCUGACUGCGUUCAGGCAGUGCUCACAAUCUGAUUUCUGGCAAAGGACGUUGAGCUGAUACAUUAACCCUUUUUUCUCACUCUGCAGAAGCUUCCUGACCUGCUGAGCAUUUUCAACUUUUGCUGAAGAUUUUGAACAUCUGCAGUAUUUUGAAUUUCUUUCAGUUUUCAUGACCUUUCUUUGUCCCCUUUAUUUUUCUACUUUCCCCAAACAAGGUGAAUAUCAAGCAUUAAACUCAUCAACACAAACUUGCAUUCAUAUAAUACUUUUAACAUAGUCCUUAGAUGCUUCACAGGAGCAUUGCCAGAAUUUGACACCGAGUAACAUAAAGCUAUAUUAUGGCAGAUGAGCAAUGCUGAGUUGAAGAGGUUGGUAUGAAGGAGCAUCUUAAAGGAAGAAAGAGGGUUAGUGGGUUCAAGCAGUUUUGCACAGAAAUUCCAGACCUUACUGCCUGGGUAGCAGAAAGAAUGGUAUAGUGGAGUGAUUAAAACUGUGGAUACAUGCAAGGUCAGAAUUGGAGGAGCACAAGAUUUCAGAACUUUGACUGUAGUAAAUUACAGAUGCAUGAACAUUUGAAAACAAGAAUGAAACUUUCAAAUUGGGGCAUUUCAACAAGAGACAGCAUAGGUAGUUCAGUAAGCAUGGGGUUGCUGGGUGAUUGGAACUUGGCCUGCAGUUUUGCAUGUCCAUACACUGGGUUCCAGUAAGUAUCAUAAGUCAAUGACAUUGUCACUCUAUACAUUUAUGUAAUUAGAAAAUGACAAAAUUAAGUAGCUGCCCAUUGAAGUGAUGGAUCACUUCUAACUCAAUAACCAGUAUAACACCAACUUAUAUUCUUGCACAUAUGUUACUUUUUCUAAUAAAAAAAAAAGGACCAUAUGGGUUUUACUUUUCCUAUCAGUAGCCUCUUAGUAGCUCCAGGGAAGUUUCGCUUUCUCUGGUCUUUAUAUUUAUAUGUUAUUAUUUUGGCACUGCUGCAAACAGAAGAAUUAUAGUAAUUAAGCGACUCAGAUUUCAGAAGCAGCUUUGUUAUUGUAAUACUAAUCUUGUGCAACAGGAUAAAUAUUUCAAAGCCACUCAAUUAAAAGCAAAGUUUUUAAUAUUUUUUCUGCCAAUCUUCCUCUAUUUACUCUUUGUCCUAAUUUUACGCAUUAACUUUGCAUUAGACUUUGUCAAAAGAAAAAUCAACGAGACUUUAACUGAGCCCCUGACUGUCCAGGUUGAGGUGCACCUGAAUACUCCCAUGGCAUUAUUUUGAAGGACAGCAGGGGAGUGUUCCCUGGUAUCCAAGCCAACACUUAUCCUUCCAUUUACACUUAAUGUGCAUUUCUUUUCAUAGGUUAUCUGAUUGGGAUUAUGUUAUUAUUGUAGGAGAAUGCUAGGCGUGAACUGACUGCUGUCUUUCCUACAUUACAACACUGACUGCUUCAGAAAUCCUUCAUUGGCUGUAAAGCAUGUGGAAACACCUCAGCUUUUGUGAGCCACUAUAUUUAUAAAUUCCCUCAGCUUUUUGUUCACCCUGAGGUGAUGUGAGCUCCUUUCACUCACUUGAUUUCACUGUGCUCCCGUGUUUCGAUUUGCCUGCUGCUUUUCCUAGAAAACAGAAAGCCCUUACAAUCUUGGUAAUUUUAGUCUGUUUUCAUAGAAUUAUGGAAUAGUACAGCCUUGUAGUAUAAUGUCAAUAUCCAAGUUCAGGUCGUCACUAAAUUUCCCUGAAAGUGUAAUCCCAUUACUGACACAGGGGCAUACCACAGCAUAUUUUCUCCACUUUAAAGGCUUUCAGUCCUUGAGUCAAUUCCAUGCAAUAUAUGUAUCCUGGACUCCUUUGAACCUAUGGGUUUCAGUUUUGC
This is a messenger RNA of Rhincodon typus (whale shark), 3733 nucleotides long. Its product is annotated as complement C1q tumor necrosis factor-related protein 1-like. Bases 383 to 1165 code for a protein of 260 amino acids. The record is from RefSeq and is a predicted model, not a curated record. NCBI's taxonomy places the organism in Eukaryota, Metazoa, Chordata, Chondrichthyes, Orectolobiformes, Rhincodontidae. The transcript is spliced from 4 exons. Gene Ontology annotation, molecular function: protein binding.